UUCGGCUUGACGCUCCGCGACGCGGCGCGCGCGUGCGUUACCGGGAGACCGAGAGAGGAUCCGAGGCUCCAGCUGUUCUAGAAUCGAUCGGGACGCGUUAUGGGGACGUUCGGGAGCGCCGCGGCCGUCCUGGAUGAGGAGGAGGAGGAAGAGGAAGAGGAGAAGAAGCGCAGGGAAGUUGAGCGUCUUCCUCCACUGCUCGAGGACGAGGAGAACGUGUCUCUGGCUGAUAUUCUGUGUCUGCGGGAAGGUGGGCUGUCGGAGCAGGAGUUGUGGGCGGUGUGUGUGGAGUGUGUGGUUCUCCAGAGCAUUGGCCUCUCUCCGCUCUUUCACACUCUCUGCGUUACGCCCGACACGCUGGCCUUCAACACUCACGGUAAUGUGUGCUUCAUGGAGCAGCUCAACGAUGAUCCUGACGGCCUGUUUUGUUACCCCAGCCUUUGUUUCUCUCUCUCUCAGGGUCACAUGUUCUCGUUAGGCUCCACCCUGUGGGCGGCGCUGGAUUCCGUGUCGGAGGCGGAGCUGCAGGUGGAGUUGAGUGAAGAGAGCAGGUGUUUGCUGAAGCAGAUGCAGCGAGAGAAACCCGAGGAUCGACCGCGACUCCAGGAUAUUGUCUCUCAGAGGCUGCUCGUGUGACGUAUCUCGCCUGCGGUCAUCUGCCGGAAACUCUCUGCGAUCGGCCGAAGAGUCCUGUCCAUCGAGUCCGUCGCUGCUCUGCAAGAUGGAUGGGAGAAAUCCCGUUUCCAGUUUCUGGAUCUCAAAGCCUCGAGAUCGAACUCCAUGGAGCAUCCCGCCGGCGAUCGGACCAUGAUGAGAAACUACUCCUCUGAUUCAUACGGCGGUGAGGAGCUGCUGCUGAAGCAGAGGUCUGGUCUGGUCGUCGGAGGUUCGGCCGAGCUUUCGCCCGGACAGCAGGUCUCAAGAACAGUUCUCCGGUGCACAGGAGAGUCAGGAGAAGAGGCCGGGAGAGCCAGGAGAGCCCUGAACCGCCCCUGCUCCGUCCCGGACUCCAACAACCCUCCGCUUGUCCCCAGGUCCCGCACCCAUCAGAUGAUGAUGGCCGACCUGUCCGAGAUCACGCGGAAGGAGCUGGAGGCGGGGAGCCUGGGCGGGCGGCCCAAACCCAGGGAUUCAGACUCGGAGGGAGAGGAAGAACCCGACGCAUGCGAGACGGAUCAGACUGAAGCUGCAGGUGCUCGAAGCCCCGCGUCAUCCGAAGACGGAGAAACUCACACAGACGCUGAAGUGCGCAGCUCCAACCUCGUCAACAGAACUAUGUUGUGCCUGAAUGAGGAAUCUCAGAAUCAGUGGAUCUCUUUGCGAGAGCUUCUCUAAGCUCUCUCUGCCAAGCCGUUCUCAGUCAGUGAGCUCUGGGCUUUAUGCUACAUGUGUCUCUCCACGCUACAGACCUACAUGACCUUCCCCGACUACCUGUGUCUGGACUCUGUGUAUGUGGGCUGUGAAGGAGAGAUGCUGUUUCUGAGACCUAAAAACUCAGCCUCCUGUGAUGCAUUUUUUCUGGCUCCUGAGUUUCAAGAACAUGGAAUUGUGACAGAAAAGGCGUGUGUGUAUGGGGUAGCAGCUGUUCUCUGGGCUACAGCCAAGUUUAAUUUGUCUCCCAAUCAAAAACUGGCCAUGCCGAGAAAACUCAAGAGGCUUCUGCUUGAGAUGGCCAAAAGAACUCCAAUCGAAAGACCAUCUAUUGAAAUGGCGAAAAAGUCUUGCCGUGACUACCUCUCCCGCCAAGGAACGAAUGCCGAGAGCGUGUGGACCCAGAUCAUCAGCCGAGUUCACCAGGCAUUCGAUGGGAAUAGAGAUACAGAGGAAUGGUCUUCUCCUGAGUGUGCUGAAAACCCAUCUGACCCACACUUGGGAGAAGUUAAGACAGGUUUUGUCCCGUUGGCCAGCGAGGGCCGAUUGGAGCCUGUAGCUGGUCCAGUUCCCCAUCAUUACCCAGAAUCCUCCACCAGCGUCAGACUGCCCGAGGCAUUUACGUCUCCUGCCACACACUUCAGCCCCAUAAUACUGACUCAUCACCCGCAGUCUGAGCUGAUUGUCAGUGGACGCUCUGAUGAGGACAUCAUGGAUGAAACGAUCCUGCGAGAGCCAGGUGAACAGGACGAGAGCGCCGCUGAGGAUGACGGGACGAGUGGUGUUUUCUCUGCCAGUUAUUCAUCAUCAUCCAGUUCUAAGACUCUUGUGGAUUCCUCUCCUCCAGCAACUCUUCAAAUAACCAAUCAAGAAACAGACAACCAGCCAAACGUCCCCGCCUUGUCUUGUGUUAAUGGGAUUUGUAACAACUUCCUGCUACAGCAAGACCCGCAGACAGGACGUCUGACCCUACUUCCUGUUCAGAUCGCCGUGCUUCAGCCAAUCACAGGCACGGAUCACUUCAGCUCAGAAUCACCAAACAAGAAGCCACCGAAACCUUCAAAGGACAGUGUGAGGACUGAAAGCGUCUGUGCAACCCACAGAGACUCGACAGUGUCUCCUGAAAGUCCAGUGGCAGAUAUUAUAGUUCAGCCUAACUCUGCGCCUCACUGUAUGAAUCUCAGCUGCUCACACUCACGUCAGAGAGGCUUGUGUCUGCAGCACGUCACUGAGCUGCUCAGAGAAGAGUUUGCUUUUGAUGGCCACCUGGAGAAUGGAGUCCAAGAUCUGGCUAUGGGAAAAUACAUCUUCUCUUUAAAAACCCUCCAGUUUGAGACCUUUUGUCGAGCGAUAACAGAGAAGUUCAGUGAUCUGCACUGGGAUCAGAAGCUGCUGUGUGACCUGCACCGUCUGAUCAACCAGCACUCGUGCCGACGUGUCUCUGAUGAACAGCCCUCCUCAGAGGCAGUGCAAAGGGCAGCAGCGUCGCUCCAGAGCACCAGACAGUGUCUGUCCAGCGAGGAAAACGAUCAUCCUGACCACAAUGCAAACCUCUGGCCCUCAGAUCGAAGGGUCCGGAUACGAAACCAGCUGAACGAGAUCAUGAAGGAACCGGAAUGCAAACCAAAUGAGCUUAAAUACAGAGAAAUAGCAGAUGGACAAAACCUGGAGCAGACGGGAUCUGAGACCAGGACCGCAUGCUGGAGACGAGACACACAGGAAGUGACAUCAGAGGAUGACAACAAAGAGCUGAAUGAGCAGAUGGAGCUGCAGUGCGGCGCGCCUCCAGACGGUGGUGCUGGCGAGUGUGUUUGUGAUGCUGAAGCGCUGGAGGACAGCGGCGGCGCCCGGAUCACUCCCGACGGCUCGGAGCUGGACAUGGACGACUGUGACUCUCUGAUCUCUGAGCGGAUGCUCUCGGUCUGCAGCGACCCUCAGCGGGCCCCACGCGGCUCCUCCUGGGCUCUGGCUCUGUAUGGAGAUGAAUGCUUCAGUCCGGACGUGCUGGAGUACGCGCAGAAACUCAGCAGUCACAGCGAAUCUCCCACGCUGGAGGACAAAUCACAGGACCCACAUUUCAUGCAGCCAGAAUUUCUCCAGGAGCUGCACCAACAGCUGAUUAUUGAGAGCAGAAAUCUGAAAAAGACCAGAACUUUCUACCACAAGCUGAUACAGCAAGAGAGGAAAAAUAAAGGUUCAGACAUGAAGGUGAUGGUGUCUAAAGUCAAGCAGCAGUUUGACGAGCUCAGAGCCAAAGUUGAGUUUCUGCAGUCUGUCAAGAAAUAUCUCCAGGUGUUGUCCGUGGAUCAGUGGGGUUUAGCGCUCUCUCUGCUGCCCUCUCUGGCUGCGUGUGGAGCUGCGCCUCUGGAGCUGCAGCACUCAGAAGAUCCUACGCUUCUGCACUUCCUGUGUGAGCAGCGCCGGGGCAAAGGCUGCCCUCUAGUGGCUGCGACCGCCAGAGGCCUCAUUGCCUACCUGUACGCCAGGAAUGCUCACGCCGAGGGAUUUGUUCAGCAGUUUUUCUACACGUAUCGCUACUUCUGCACCCCGGAGGAGCUUCUGCAGUUUCUUAUGGACAAAUUUAACAGUACACUGGGAGCAAAUGAAGAUCCCUCAUCAGACAAAGCCAAAGUCUAUCAGCGCACUCUGGAUCUGUUACACUUCUGGAUUGAAGACGCACAGUUAGUGGACUUCAGCUCGAGCUCCAGCCUCCUGCAGACUCUGGACGCCUUCCUGACCGCUGAGGUCGCACCGGUUGACAGUCAAGGAGCAGGUUUGCUGGCGACGCUUCAGGCCUCGCCCAGGAUGAGGCGCGUCUGUGUCCCGUCGUGUGCGUUUGACGCCUCCAUCAGCAGCCCAGAAGACGAGGAGAAGCUCUCAGUGAACUCAUGCAGGAGAUCAUCCAUCGAAGAUGCUGCUCGAAAGAGUUUCCAGUGGCGUGUGUCGCGUGUGGUGGAGCCUCAGACGGUCCAGUGUAAAGAGAAAGUGUUCUCCAUCGCCGCGGCUCUUCCACGGCCGUGUUACGCCUCUCUGAUGAGCAACAGCAGUCUGAGAUCAGAGGAGAGACGUCCCUUCAGCCAGAGCGAACACACACCGCUGCACAUCGCACAGCAGCUCACUUUACUGGAGCAGGAAAUAUUUCAUGACUGUCAUCCGGUUCACUUUCUGAACUCAAGAGCUCACGGAGUGACAGAAAAUUCUGGAAACAUUUCCAGGUGUGUGUCUCCAGCCUCCUCGCCUCUAGAGGGCAGCGGUCUGUUGGUCAGUGACGUGUCGGGGCCCCGGGGCCCGCUGCAGAGGCUCCUCACACACGCAGACUGUGUCACUAACUGGGUUUCUGCUGAACUGGUCACCUGCGACUCGGUCAAGGCACAGACGGCUUUACUCGCUCGCUUUCUAGCCGUUGGCAAGUACUGCUACGAGACGAGAAACUUCGCCACAGCUAUGCAGAUUCUGUCGGGGCUGGAGAACGUGAUCGUGAGGCAAUUACCGGCGUGGAAGCAGCUCUCGCUGAAGGUGUGCGAGGCUCUGGAGGAGCUCAGGGCCGUGCAGGUCUUUCUGAAGAGUGAUAAUCUGUGUCUGAUGGAGGGAGAGAAGGACAGACGGCGGCCGACUCUCCCAGACGCCCUCAUCCUGGCCCUUCACAUCCAGCAGCUGGAGAUCGGAGCGUUUACCAUGACCAGCGGAGCAUACAAGUGGCCCAAACUGAGGAACAUCGCGCGUGUGGUCAGUCAGAUCCACGCGUUUCAGGAGCGUCUCUAUCCCUACCCUCCCGACUGUGAAUUGAGGGGUUACUUGGUGUGCGACUCUUCGGCGGUUGUGGGAUGGUGUGAUAUCCGGCUGUUCGACUACCGAAUAAACUUCAGCCAGAUGCCCGCCACUCGCCGGAUCCACGACACGCUGCGCCGCGUCAAAGCGUCUUUCCAGUGACCGGCACAGAUGUGGAACGCCGCU
Messenger RNA from Cyprinus carpio (common carp), 5325 nucleotides. RefSeq names its product kinase non-catalytic C-lobe domain-containing protein 1. The record is from RefSeq and is a predicted model, not a curated record. Gene Ontology annotation, biological process: small GTPase-mediated signal transduction. Gene Ontology annotation, molecular function: guanyl-nucleotide exchange factor activity. NCBI's taxonomy places the organism in Eukaryota, Metazoa, Chordata, Actinopteri, Cypriniformes, Cyprinidae.